AAACUAGGCUUACUCCUCCUAUGUUUGCUUUCUUUCUUUUCAAGGAUGCUUUAAGAAGGGAGAGAAGCUAAGAGAGGAGGGGAGUUGAAAACAAAAAAAAAAAAAAAAAAAAAAAAAAAAAAAAAAAAAAACCAUAAAAAUGGUAGAAUCAUAGAAUUAGAUAAUUAAAGCAGUUAGAAAAGCAAUACAAGAACUUGGGGUUUGUAUUGUGGGUGUGACCUGAAACUAUUCUUGUUGUUUUGAGUGAGCGUACAAGCAAGGAUGGGAACCUCAUUUAUAUAAUUCUCCUUUUCUUGGGAUUUUCAAGUCUUUUUUUUUUUUUUUUAAUAAAAAUAUAAUAUGCUUAUAAUUAAAUGUGUGGUAUAAACAUGGAUUCUACAAAUCUCCAUAAUCAUCAUCUUCAUGAAGAUGAACUUGUAAUUGGUUCCUCAAAUGCAGAAGCUUCUUUUCCUUCUCCAUGUUUUAGUAUUGCAAAUAAUGAGCAUUCUUGGAGGAAUUCUCCCACUUUUUUCUUGAAUAAUGGAAAUAUUCAAGAAACUUGUGCUGAAGUUACUCCAUCCUCCCUCAAUAAUCCCAUAAUACAAUACAUGGGUUAUUCAUGGUCUAACGAUCCCAUAAGUAUUAAUCAAUCAUCUUCUCAUCAAGAAAAUGAUCAUCAACUCAAGGAAGAACCUUCACCUUCAACAUCCUCAGAUCAUCAUCAUCAUCACAGUAAUUCUAAUUUAAUGACAUUUAGUGACAUGUUAAACUCCUCCUUAACUUCUCCAAAUGAAAUGUUACUUCUGAAUAACCCCAUGAUUUCUAAUAAUAGAAAGCUUCAUCAACAUCAACCAUCAAAUUCAGCAUUUCCAUCAAGUAUACAAUAUCAAAAUAGUAAGGGGAUGAGUACUACUUUUAGUCACAUUUUUCCAAGUAUAAAUAUUUCAAACAUGUCUUCAUCAACAUUAUCUUCAAGCUCAAGCUCAAGCUCAAGCUCAAUAGAUCAAAUGGCUAAUAAUUUACAAGGUGGAUUUGAUCUGUUUACAACCGCUAGAUUAUUAAGUGGAGAGAGUCUUAAUCAUUGUACUUCACCUAAUAUUCAUCUUCUAGAACUGUUUGAAGGUAGACCUCAGUUGAGCAUUGAUCAAGAUUUGCAGCAAUCUAAUGAUCAGAUCAAAUUAUCAGAUAUUGCUAAUAAUAAUCUUUCAUCUUUAAGCAAUAAUGGAGUCCCAGCUGAAACAAACAUUUUGGUACAGAAAUCAGCUCCUCAAAUGCCAUCAAAAAAGCAAAGGUUUGAUUCAUCACGCCCUUCUUGCCCUCCAUUUAAGGUUAGAAAAGAGAAAUUAGGAGAUAGAAUCGCAGCUCUUCAACAAUUAGUGGCACCCUUUGGCAAGACAGAUACAGCUUCGGUUUUGAUGGAAGCAAUCGGAUACAUCAAAUUCCUACAAAGUCAAGUCGAGACACUUAGUGUUCCAUAUAUGAAGUUGGCCUCAUCAAGCAACAAUAGCUCCAAUACUCAAAGGGGCGUUGAGAAGAAUGAAUAUGGUGAAGAUGAAGAGACAAAAGUGCGAGACCUUAGAAGCCGUGGGUUGUGUCUAGUGCCGCUAUCAUGCAUGUCAUAUAUAAAUAUAGCAACAGAUGCUAUUAAUGGUGCUAUUUGGCCACCUACUAAUUUUAAUCCUGCAUCUGGCUUCUAAUUAUUAUUUUUUUUUUUACAACGGAAGCAUUAUAUAUUGUGUUAAAGUAGGUGUAAUCUAGGGAUUUCAAUUGUAUGAUUAAUGGAGCAAACUUGGUCAUCUUGAAUGAAUUUAUAAUCAAGAUAGACCACGUCUGAUCCAUUUAUCCACCCAAACUAAAUAUAUUAAUUGUAUUACUGUAUUAUCAUUUUUGCUCGAUAGAGAGAUCAUGCAAGUAUAAUUUUUUUUUUCUUUUUAGAAUAAUGGGUUAGCCUAGUUGCAGGGUUUGCUAAUAAAUUGUCAUCAAUUAUGAAAAAUUAUGCACAUGAUUUCUCUUCAAGGUAUUUCAAUCAUUUCCAAA
Amaranthus tricolor (Joseph's coat) is the source of this 2016-nucleotide messenger RNA. Its product is annotated as transcription factor bHLH110. The record is from RefSeq and is a predicted model, not a curated record. Lineage: Eukaryota; Viridiplantae; Streptophyta; Magnoliopsida; Caryophyllales; Amaranthaceae. Bases 354 to 1676 code for a protein of 440 amino acids. Gene Ontology annotation, cellular component: nucleus. Gene Ontology annotation, molecular function: RNA polymerase II cis-regulatory region sequence-specific DNA binding; DNA-binding transcription factor activity, RNA polymerase II-specific; protein dimerization activity. Gene Ontology annotation, biological process: regulation of transcription by RNA polymerase II. The transcript is spliced from 7 exons.